This is a messenger RNA of Colletotrichum phormii, 1572 nucleotides long. RefSeq names its product cytochrome P450. The transcript has 5 exons. The record is from RefSeq and is a predicted model, not a curated record. The coding region runs from base 1 to 1572 and encodes 523 amino acids. Lineage: Eukaryota; Fungi; Ascomycota; Sordariomycetes; Glomerellales; Glomerellaceae. Gene Ontology annotation, molecular function: heme binding; oxidoreductase activity, acting on paired donors, with incorporation or reduction of molecular oxygen; monooxygenase activity.
AUGGACGGAGUCGGAGCCACACGCUCUCUGUUGGGAGAAGCGAGAUACACUCUCGAUGGCUCGGCCAAGCCUCUUUCAUACUUCUUUACGACUAUUCUACUCAUCAUAUUCGUUUACUCCUUGCAGGGAACAAAGCUUAACACCCCCUCCAUUAACCAAAAGGGAAAAUUCGAACUCACGGACACCCGCCCCAAGAGAAAUUUCCUCUUCAAUGCGAGAAAGUUGUUGAAGCAAUGGUUUGACGCGAAUCCAGAUAAGCCCAUUCGGAUGAUCAGCGACUUGGGCAGUUCAAUUGUGCUGCCUCCCUCGAUGGCGAAUGAAAUCCGCAACCAUAGUGACCUGAGCUUUACUGCAUUCUCCCAAGAGUUCUUCCAAACGAAAUACCCUGGCUUCGGUGCAUUUGCAGAGGGGGGACAUGACAGCAUUACGUUGGUCGUCAUCAAUAAAGACCUUACGAAGCAGCUAGCAAAGGUCACGCAGCCCCUAGCCGAAGAGACCUCUCUAGCCCUCCUCAAUAUUUUCACUGCAAACCAAGAAUGGCACUCUAUCCCCAUGCGCGCAAACCUUCUACACUUCAUCGCCCGUAUUUCUUCUCGCGUCUUUCUCGGCACCGAACUCUGCCGCAACGAAGUUUGGCUCGAAACCACCAAGAACUACACCAUCAGUGGCUUCACCGCUGGCGACCGACUUCGCGAAUACCCUUCAUUUCUCCGGCCUAUUGUUCACUGGUUCCUUCCCGGAUGCCAGGAAGCGCGCAGACACAUCAAGACAGCCACAAAAGUCAUUCAGCCCAUCAUUGACGAGCGAAAGGCUCUCAAGGCAAAGGCGAUCGCCGAGGGCAAGCCAGAGCCUGUAUACCAAGACGCCAUUGAAUGGUUCGAGCAGGCCUCUAAAUCCAAGGGUACUGCGUAUAAUCCUGCUUUGAGUCAGUUGUUCCUAUCAACAGUUGCUAUCCACACCACUACCGAUCUUUUGGGCCAGGUUCUGGUUGAUCUAGCGAAGCACCCCGAGGUCAUCGAGGAACUACGCAAUGAGGUUCGGACCGUGCUCCAAGAGGGUGGUUGGAAGAAAACAUCUCUCUACAACAUGAAGUUGCUUGAUAGUGUCAUUAAAGAAAGCCAGCGCAUCAAGCCCUUACAGCUCGCUAGCAUGCAACGCGUCGCCGUAAAGGACUUUACUCUUUCCGACGGUACCUUCAUCCCCAAGGGAGCAAACAUCGCUGUUUCUUCUCACUCUCUGUGGGAUGCCGCGUUGUACCCGGAGCCGGAAAAGUGGGACGCGUACCGCUUCCUCCGAAUGCGAGAGGAGCCCGGCAAGGAAAACGUGUCGCAGCUAGUGAGCACUCUACCGGAGCACCUCGGCUUCGGCCACGGGAAACAUGCUUGCCCCGGUCGCUUCUUCGCUGCAAACGAGAUCAAGAUCGCUCUCGUGCAUAUCCUCCUCCAGUACGAGUGGAGACUUCCCGCCGGGGCCGAUACCUCGAUCACCGACUACGGCUUCAAUCCGUUGCUGAACAAACACUUGGAAUUGGAAAUUCGGAGGCAGGCUGAUGAAGUUGACAUGAACUUCUGA